Messenger RNA from Alosa sapidissima (American shad), 7144 nucleotides. RefSeq lists its product as uncharacterized. The coding region runs from base 1244 to 7144 and encodes 1966 amino acids. NCBI's taxonomy places the organism in Eukaryota, Metazoa, Chordata, Actinopteri, Clupeiformes, Clupeidae. Gene Ontology annotation, molecular function: zinc ion binding; nucleic acid binding. Gene Ontology annotation, biological process: DNA integration. The record is from RefSeq and is a predicted model, not a curated record. The transcript is spliced from 2 exons.
GGGGAGGGUCUUAAAAAUGGAAGGAGAGAGAUUAUCUAGCCUCGUUGAGAAUAACGGAGGAUGAAGAUGGCUAUGUGUGCUUGAGCACCUUAUUCGUUUACCAAUAUCAGGAUAAUUGAGUAAUAGGCUACGCCAGGGCUUUUUGUGUAUGUUUAUUGGUUUACAACAAGUAGUGUAGACGGGAAACAUCGCUGCUCAAAUAGCGCCACGAGUCACCAGAGCACUCGUGGUUCCUUUGAGUUGGCCAACGUGGGAGCCACACCACUGAAUAGCGCUGCUAACUACCGGAAGGUUAGCAGUUCCAUUCAGCCACGAGGGAUUGGAAACUACAGUUGCUGAACGCUACACCGACGCCAUGGGGUGCACACCAAUGUCGCUGUGUUCGUGAGUAACACUCAUUGAGUGGACUAGUGAACUUUAUCAGGCCUGCAACGGGGGUUAUGUCUGCCUUUUUUGUUUGUUUUACAUGCCGGCUGUUGUAAUUUUAUUUGUUGUAUAUUAUGUGCCUGUGCUCUUUGUGAGGGUAUAAUUGAAACUAGGGAGGGAGAGAAAACUAUUUGUGUUUGACGACAGUAAAUAGGAUCCUUAGUAGAGCCUGUGUUUUUUUUGGGAGGAUUCCUGUAACGAUCUUUUGCUUUGCUAGUAUGAACUAAAGCCAGUAUUGCUAGUUUCAGUGAUUGCCCAUAGGGGAGAUGUGCUGUAUAUUUUUAGUUGUUGCUAAUUAUUCACUGGCGGAACAGCAUUACUUUAAAGCAAUGUGAUUAUUUCCUUACAAAGAGGCCUAACAUUAGUCUAUGUUCUAACUCUGAAAAACUUACCUGCAUUUACCCUUGCUAGGGAAAAUAAAUUGCUUUAAAUUAUACUGUAACAUGGGUUGUGAUCUCCACUCACUUUGAAUAGUAGAUUAGUCAAUUAUCCAGGUGGCAACUAUAGAACUCAGGUUUAUGCCUUGUCGUGGCGGUAAUCUCGACAAAAGGGCUACAUAAAUGGAGGCACCGCUGGGAUUCUUUCAGGAAGGAUAAAUACUUUGCUUACAUAACCAGAAUUUAAUAUAGUUCAUGCAUGUGUGUUAUUUCAAAGCCUUGGGCGAGUGUAAGUAAUUUAGUAAUAUAGGCUAAACUCUAAGAGUGAGUGGAGAGCAACAUAUAGCAAAAAAUAGAACACUAAUUAUAUUGAAAGAUUUAACUAAAACUUUAGUACAUACAAGUCAAACUAGCAAACAAUACAAAAGCUAACUUUCAAAAUGUCUAUUCUCGGUAACUGGUGUAAAGGUGAGGGGUUGGACCCUGAACAUGUUAUUGAGGUUACUGAUAUCCCCGACAAUGUUGAAGUGGAAGAUAUUGAGAAAACUCUUGAAACUAUAAAGGCGCUGGGGCGAGUAAAGGUGAGGAUGAAGCUGUUUGACCCAGUCAAAGGACGUUUUGUUGCCUACUGCGUGUGCAAGGAGAAGGUCAACCCGCGGUCCAUUCCCCUGGACGUGGUCCCAAUGGAGGGAGCGGAACCAUGGCCUAUACAUGGGAUAGAAAAUAAUCCUGUGCCACCUACCAGUCCCACUGAGUCUCUUAUAAGAGCCAUGGGUGAGUUUUUUCAGAAGUCAAUGCGGCCACCACAGGAUGGAAAUGCCUUUAAACGUUUGCGAGCCUAUUCUGGCAUUGUUCCCACCCCUGCUGGGGAAGAAAGCUUUGACACUUGGUUAGAGCAUGCCUUACUUAUGGUGGAAGAAUGUGAUUGCUCCACCAAAGAGAAACGUAAGAGAAUAAUAGAAAGCUUAAAGGGGCCUGCCUUUGAGAUCGCUCAGGCAGUAAGGUCAAAUGAUCCAGAUGCUUCCCCUCAUGACUAUCUUGAUGCAGUGGAGAAAGCAUUUGGCUGUCCAGAGACAGGGGAAGAGCUGUACUUUGCUUUUAGAGCAUUACGCCAGAAUACGGGAGAAAGGCUCUCUGAGUUUUUGAGACGAAUAGAGCGACACCUUAACAAAGUGGUCCGCCGGGGUGGGAUAUUAGCACGCCAACGAGACCGUGUCCGAGUAGAACAGCUUUUACGGGGGGCAGUUCACUCAGAUCUCAUGCUGUUGCAGCUGCAGCUACGAGAAAAGAAAGAAAACCCGCCUUCAUUCCUACAGCUCUUAAAUGAGAUACGUGAGGAGGAGCAACAACAGUCAGUACGACAAAAAUCCACUGCUACCAAGACAACCGUGAGGCAAGUGCGUACUGCAGAUGAUGAGCUUGCCAUCACUGAAAUGGACUCUCUGAAAUCAGAGUUAAAGGAACUUAGAGCUUGUGUGUCCGUACUUGCUGCUCAACAGAAAAAAACUUCAUCACAAUCUGAGGCCCCUGCAUUAAGCCAGGCUCAAUCAACAGGCACUCAAAGUGAUAUGAGUGAUCUACAGAUGCAAGUAUCUGAGUUGAAGAAUCAACUGCAAGUGAUGACCGUGAAUCAAAGAGCCACUCGGCCACUAGGUGAGAGAGACAGGAGGAACAGAGAUGAGGGAAUGAAUAUGGCCAGCCGUAACCAGGUCAGUCGUAUGAGAACCGAAUCCGGGCAAGUAGAUAAUGAGGAUUUUUUCUGCUACCGUUGUGGGGAAGAUGGGCAUGUAGCUACCCGCUGCUCAGCCCCUGAGAACUCAGAAAAAGUUAAAACUAAAUUGAUCCGUUCACUGAAGAAACUACAAAGUGGAAACAGAGACUCCAAAAGAGGGGAGGUGAACUGUAUUGUUAAGAAAAGUGAGGCACAUUCUUUGCAGCAAUCCAGUCUUCCGGAAGGUUUAGUUGGCAGGCCAUCAUUCAGUAAGAUUAUUAUUGAAGGGCAACCCUGUUCAGCUUUGAUGGACAGUGGCUCAACAGUCACACUCGUUUUUGAGAGUUGGUACAGCAAGCACCUCUCGCACCUACCCAUACACCCUAUAUCUAGCUUAUCGCUUUGGGGUCUGAGUCAGUCUUCGUACCCAUAUAAAGGAUAUAUUGCAAUGGGGGUGUCAUUUCCGGAUGAGGGUGAAGAGGCCGGAUCUAAGAUCGUACUGGCGUUAGUGUGCCCAGAUCCAUGUGGACCCGACCAAACACCUGUCAUUAUAGGAACCAAUGCCAAAGGUUUUUAUUGGGGACCCACAGCUGACCACAACCCCGAGCAUGAUAAUGAUAGCGGAGCCCACACAUUGCGGGUGCAAGUAGAAUCACCUGAGUCAGUGGGUAGAUUUAUACGCCCUGGCUGGGCAGAAGAUGAAGUGGGUCUUGUUAAGUGGAUAGGUCCGGGGCCACUCACUAUUCCGCCUGGGGGGGCACGUCAAGCCAUAUGCAGAGCUACAGUGAAGAAGUCAUACAGCCCUGGGGUCUUGGUAGUAGAUGCCCCUGCCCGACUGCCAGCUGGAGUGGUUUUGUCACCAUGUGUGCUACUUCCUGUUGACUUGACCAGUGGGGACAUACCAGUACUGUUACGGAACGAGUCCUUGAAAGUGAAGGCCAUACCAAAGGGUGCUGUUGUUGCACAGAUUUACAAAGCAGACAUUGUCACUGAGAUUCAGAGAAACCGUCAACCGUCCAGCCCGAUUGACCCCAAUCUGUUUGACUUUGGGGAUUCACCAAUAUCAGAGGCCUGGCGAAACAGACUGGCCAAGAAACUGUCUCAGCGAACUGGAGUAUUCUCGUUGGAUGAAUGGGACGUGGGCCUCGCAAAGGGAGUCGAACAUCACAUCCGGAUGAAUGACACACGCCCAUUUAGAGAACGUUCUCGACGCUUGCCACCCGGGGACUUGGAUGAUCUACGACGGCACCUGCAGGACCUACUGGCUGCAGGGAUCAUAAAAGAAUCACGCAGCCCAUAUGCCUCCCCUAUAGUCGUGGCUCGAAAGAAGAAUGGGAAAAUUCGAAUGUGUAUUGACUACCGUACUUUAAAUGCGAGGACCAUUCCAGAUCAAUACACCGUGCCAAGAAUAGAUGACGCACUGGACUCUUUGAGUGGGAGCCGGUGGUUUACAGUGAUAGAUUUAAGAAGUGGCUACUACCAAAUCAAGAUGGCUGGUGUGGACCAGGAGAAAACUGCUUUUAUAUGUCCAUUGGGGUUUUUCCAAUUUGAGCGUAUGCCACAAGGUAUUACUGGGGCUCCUGCCACAUUUCAAAGAUUGAUGGAGAAAGCCGUUGGAGACAUGAAUUUGUUGCAGUGCCUAGUAUACCUUGAUGACAUUAUAAUUUUCAGCCGUACCUUGGAAGAACAUGAAGAGCGUCUGUUUAAGGUUCUGGAUCGCCUGGAAGACUAUGGUUUGAAAAUCUCUUUGGACAAAUGCCAAUUCUGCCAACCUCAGGUGAAGUAUGUUGGCCACAUUGUGUCCGAAGCGGGCAUAGCCACCGACCCCGAAAAGCUAAGAGCCGUCGCCGAGUGGAAGCAGCCUACUGACCUGAAGUCUCUCCAGUCCUUUUUGGGAUUCUGUGGCUACUAUCGGCGUUUCAUAGAGAACUAUUCUGCCAUUGUCCGUCCUCUGACUGACCUCACACGGGGUUACCUGCCAGCCCAAAAGGGCAAAAGUCCCAGUAAGGGGAAGACCAACUAUUUCCGGAAAUCAGAGCCAUUCUCAGAAAGAUGGACCAAAGAGUGCUCUGCAGCCUUUAAACAGAUUAUACAACGUCUUACACAUGCUCCUGUCCUAGCUUUUGGGGACCCAUCAAAGCCUUAUAUAUUACAUGUUGAUGCAAGUUUUGAGGGAUUAGGAGCCGUGCUGAAUCAACAAUAUCCUGAAGGCUUACGUCCAGUGGCAUUCGCCAGUCGCAAAUUGAGCAAUGCAGAACGCAACUACCCAGUCCAUCAACUGGAAUUUCUUGCCCUGAAAUGGGCCAUUGUUGACAAAUUCCAUGAUUAUCUAUAUGGGGCUCGAUUUACCGUGAGAACUGACAACAAUCCCCUCACGUAUGUGCUUACGUCGGCCAAAUUGAAUGCCACUGGGCAUCGAUGGUUAGCUGCUCUUUCCACUUAUGAGUUCGGCAUUCAAUACAGACCAGGGCGGGAGAAUAUUGACGCCGAUUCCCUUUCGCGAAAUGUCUCUGAGGGGGAAGGAUGGAUCCCACCGGCAGGGGUUAAAGCCGUCUGCAAGAAAAGUAGUGUUUCUGAAUAUCCAGACCGAACAAUUAGUUAUGCAGAACAAUUAGGCGUGCCACCCCAAGCCAUUCCUGAGAUAUAUGCCUAUCCACUGAGAUUGGAGAGUCAUGCAUUGGAGCGCCUGAGUGACGAGGACCUUAGCCAUGCUCAAGACUCAGAUGCAGCUAUAGGGGUCAUUAAACAUGCUAUGAGAACCGGCCGAUGGCCUACUGUCACUAGACAGAGUGAGAGUCCGGAGAUUGUACAGUUACAACGCGAGGGGAAUAAACUGGUACUGAUGAAUCAGCUUCUCUACCGGAAGACCAAGACAGCAGCUGGAAAAGAGGGCUUUCAGCUGGUGCUUCCCAAACAAUUUCGACCUAUGGUCAUUGAGGCUCUUCAUGAUGACUGUGGCCAUCUGGGUACAGAGCGGACACUUGCUCUUGCUAGGGAUAGGUUCUACUGGCCGAAAAUGGCCGCGGACAUUUCACAGUAUGUUCAGACUUGUGGAAGAUGUGUGACUCACAAGACAAUACCUCGCAAAACCGCCCCCCUUAAUCAGCUAACCAGUCGGGGUCCACUGGAUUUAGUUUGUAUUGAUUUCCUAUCCAUCGAACCAGAUUCCAGAGGUGUUGCUAAUGUGCUGGUAGUGACUGAUCAUUAUACCCGCUAUGCUCAGGCAUACACUACGAAAGAUCAACGGGCACCCACAGUAGCAAAGGUGUUAGUGGAGAGGUUCUUUGUGAAUUAUGGGUUGCCAUCUCGCAUUCACUCUGAUCAGGGACGGGAUUUCGAGAGCCGGCUGAUGAAAGAACUUCUGAAUAUGUUGGGAAUCAGAAAAUCAAGAACUACACCCUACCAUCCCCAGGGGGAUCCGCAGCCAGAGCGGUUUAAUCGCACACUCCUGUCUAUGUUGGGCACCCUUGAUCCUGCACAGAAACAGAGGUGGAGUCAACAUGUUUCCUUGAUGGUGCAUGCCUACAAUUGCACCCGCCAUGACGCAACAGGAUAUUCCCCCUAUUACCUCAUGUUUGGAAGGGAGGCUCGGUUACCGGUGGACCUCUGUUUUGGCAUCUCAAGGGACCAUCAAGGGGAUUGUACCCACCAUCAGUAUGUGGAGAACUUGCGGAGGGAAUUGCGCCGUUCUUACCAGUUGGCAGUCGAAGCUGCAAACAAAAACCACCAGAAGAAUAAGAGGGCAUACGAUUCCCGAAUCCGUAUUCAACACCUGGAGGUGGGAGACAGAGUGCUGAUCCGUGAUUUAGGGGGAACUGGAAAGCAAAAGUUGAAGGACAAAUGGAAUUCCCUGCCCUACACAGUAGUAGAACAGUUGCCUCACCUACCUGUGUAUCGGGUGAGACCAGAGAACGGUGUGGGAGGAGUGAAGACACUCCACCGUAACCACCUCCUACCAGUCGGCCAGCUGAUUAGGUUACCCGAGGUGGUUGAGGAGGUGCACUCCCCCCGUCGACCAAGAACCAGAAUGGAGAGAGCAAGGAAAAGAGAGUCUGGUGGGGAAAAAAUAGACAUGAUGGAUGUAGAUCAGGAAACGUCUGAGUCAGAAGAUGAGGGACCUUUGCAUUUUCCAGCCCCCGCACCGAACAUAAGUUCACAGAGGACCAGGAACGACAACCACGUGGCCUCGAAGCGGGAGCUGCGGAGUGCAGAGAGUACAGCGGACACAUUGUCAGGUAAUGAGGAAGAAAUGCCAGAAUUGGAAGGGAGCACUGAGUCAGUGCAAGAACCUAUCGCUACUAUGGACCAUCAGAUGGACCCUACUUUAUUCCCAGCAGAACACCUGGAGGGGGACACAAUUGAUAGUGAGAUUCAUCCAGCAGCUGGCCCCAACAAUAGUGAUGAUGCACAGUCAGAUGGCCUUGUCAGCAAACGGCAGGUUAAACCUGUGAUUCGUUUAAGUUAUGACUUACCUGGCCAGCCCACUGACAAGCCAGUGGUGGUGGUCCAUAGAGGAUUGCGAAUCCACAUCACUCAGGAAUAUGGCGGAGCCGAUCUGCAGAGUUUCACGAUUCACCUCAAUCCUGUAGCACCAGGGUCGGGAUGUAUAGACUUAAAGCUGAAGCAAUAG